GCCAGUUACAAUUCUCUUAUGCUUUAUGGUUAACCACUUACUUUGCCUAGUGUAUUUUUUUAUGUGUUAAAACCCAGUGUUUAAAUCAACAGUUGUGGUCUUUCCAUGAUCAGUCUGGCAAUAACACCAGUUAUUUGCCUCUUUCAGAAAUUGCAACAGUAUUAUAGUACAUAGAGUAGAGUUCUAAUUUUUCAUCAUUUUAUUUAAUUUGGUGCUAACGCAGUACAGGACAGUACAAUAUUGGAUAAAAAUUACCUAAAAUGAUGGAGAUCCCUACUUGAAAUAAAAUAGUUUUUUUAGUAUGCUAAAUAUACAGAGCAUCAAAAGAAACUUAUCACUAUUAUAACACAUUUAUUUUCAAAAAAAUAAGGUAUAUAAAUAAUGGACAUUGACAAAAUGUUUUUGGUUUCUUUUUAAUCACUCGAUCAUUCAUCCUUGACCAUGACACGCUUGAGUGACUAUGACUGAAGCAUAUGCACUUAAUCACCUAAUUCGAGAGACAGUUGAUUGGACACUGGCUAUGGAGUGAUUUCAGCUGUUGAAUCAAUUGCAAUUAAUUGCAAGCUUGAAUAAAAGUAAUAAAGAAAAACAAUAUGCCACCUCUGUCAAGAGAGCAGCGCCUUCGUGCAAUCGGCAUGUUGGAGACUGGACUAGGGCAGUGUACAGUGACUCACCGUCUUGGGUGCUCACAGCCAGCAAUUUCAAACCUGACGCGAUGGUAUAACCAGACACACUCUGUCAAUGACAGGCCACAAACUGCUAGACCAAGAGUCACAGCACCUACCCAAGAUCGACAGAUCAUUUUGUAGCAUCUUCGUGAUGUCAGUUGUUAAUCGGCACAAUAAAAAGUCACUGCACUUGCUCUAAAACAGAGUUUGUAGUUUUUCGAUCACAUCUAGUGAAUUUUAUCCAAAUAUAAGUUUCUUUUGAUGCUCAGUAAUAUAAAGAUUAGUGGCCACUAGGGGGCAAAGUGGGACGGACCCUUUCCCCAGUGGUGACAGGCUGCUAGAAUAAAUAGGUAAUAUGUUACACAAUGUAAUGGCCCAUCACCUGUUAAAGUUGUUUAAAAAAAAUAAUAAAACAAUUGUAAGCAUAUAUUAUAAUGGCCACACUGAUCUAAAUGUUUAAUAUUGCAUUUAAAUUGUUUACUGCGUUUUUCCUGCUCUCUGUGUGCAGCUAGCAUGCGUCUGUGGUUAAUGACAUCAUUUGACAGAUCUAGGUUCCUCAUUUUGGUAGAACCCGCUUACCAGAAGAAAUCGGUCUCUGGCAUGGUUCUUUUCUGAUAUUGCGCUCUGUCAACAAGCAAUCAUUCAUUCUGUUUUAAUAAUCAACUUGUAAAAGUCAGCUGUCAUAAUCUGCAUAUACCAGUACAGCUUUGUGGUUUGUUUUGUGGAUCAGUUGAAAGUUUUUGAAAAUAAGAAGAAACUUGCUAUAAGAAGCCCUGUUGUGUCAAAGAGGAUGACAGAGUCCCAUUUCAAAGAUGCUUUCUGGAGUUCUGAUUUCACCAGCCAUACUGGGUAUGAAGUUGUGGUGCAGAGACUGCAUGAAGGCCGGCGGGUGUGCAAAGAUAUGGAAGAGUUGCUGAAGAUGAGGGCGCUGGCUGAAGAGAAAUACGGCAAGGAGCUAGUGACGAUAGCCCGCAAAGCGGGAGGACAGACUGAGAUCAAUACUCUGAGGACGUCCUUUGACACGCUUAAAACACAAAUAGAGAAGGUUGGGCAUUUGCACAUCCAGCUGGCUGUUAUGUUAAAGGAAGAAAUAAAGAGAAUGGAGCAAUUCAGGGAGAGGCAGAAAGAACAGAGGAAAAAGUUUGAAGGAGUUAUGGAAAAAAUUCAGAAGGCUAAAGUCUCUUUACACAAGAAAACAUUAGAGUCCAAGAAGAGCUAUGAACACAAGUGUAAAGAGGCUGAUGAAGCUGAGCAGGCUCAUGAACGGAUAAACAGCACACUGACAGCCACCCCAAAGCAAGUAGACAAGGUGCAAAACAGGGCAAAGCAGUGCAGGGAGGCAGCGAAUGAGGCAGAGAAGCAAUAUAAAUCCAAUAUAGAACAGCUGGACAAUAUUCGGCAAGACUGGGAACAGACCCAUGUGAGCACUUGCGAGGUGUUCGAGCAGCAGGAAGUUGACCGGAUUAACAUCCUGAGGAACUCAAUGUGGGUUCACUGUAACCACUUCUCACUGCAGUGUGUGACGGAUGACGAGAUGUAUGAGGAGGUGAGGAAGACUCUGGAACAGUGUGAUGUAACUGCUGAUAUCAACAGCUUUAUCCAGACAAAAGCCACUGGGACCAGUCCGCCAGCUCCAAUACUUUACAUUAGCUACUACGAGCAACAGGGCGUUGCUGACAGCAAUGGAAGUUUGCGUUCGGCAGGGGGAGGAGUGAUGAAAAGGUUUUCAAAUCUACUACCGGGACACUGCAGUGGCUCAAGGCAAGAUAUCAAUGAAGCAGAUUACCCUACAGCACCCCCUACAGAUGAAAAAGUAGACGGAGUUUACGCUGCUAUACCUGUCCUUCGAGGUGGAGCGCAAGCAAACACUGAUUCUCUAACAAUGGGCUACAAGGUGUUGUAUGAGUACACUGCACAGAAUGACGAUGAGCUGUCCAUAGCGAUGGGAGACGUUGUGGAAGUGAUCGAGCAAGGGGAGGACGGGUGGUGGAUAGUGACCAGGAAUGGAAACCAAGGACUCGUCCCGGGAUCCUAUCUGGAGAAGAUUUGUGGAAGCCACGUGGCAUGAGGAGCUUGAGCCUGCCUAAAGCCAUAUGUUUAUAAAUAAUGCACUUAAGUUAUUUUGAACAUUGGUGCACUGGCUGGCCAAAAAAAAAAGAGAAUACACAUGCAAUCAAAGUGCGCCAUGUGAUCAACUGUAUUGAAUGUACACUAAUAUCAGCUGUGUUAGAGUGGUGUGCAACUAUUCAGCAACAAUCAUUGAAAAGGAUCUUGGUGACUUCACAAGGGAUGUGAUAGCAGGUGCCUAUGCAUUGAACUACAUGUCUGUCAGGACUGUCUUCAGGUGUACCUGGAAUGACAGUGUCUGCAGAUAACCGUCACCGGAACACAGUAGUAAUGACAGAUUCAUCCCCAAGAUGUGUGCAAUUUAUUGUGACAUGCGACAGAAGUGAUAGUGUCCCAAAACAAUAUAACCUUCAGCACUGGACAAGACAAGCCUGUUUCAAACAAAGCACAGGGAACUAUCCACACUGAAGGCCAGUCUCUAAUAUUUUGGCCAGCCAGUGUAUGUAUUAUCCAUUUUGAAAUGAACCUAGACCUUGCUACAGUACCAUUCAUGUGAUCAUGCACACUGAAAUCAGUACAUGAGGUGUUGCUUGUACAGUACUUUUUGUUGUUGCUUUCCUUCAGACGCCUGGCAGUACCAGUAUAAAGAGUCAGUAUUGCAGCUUCUUAAAAGUGUUUCCUCAGCAGUAUACCCCAAGGUGAGUCUGCCUUUUGUUCACUGGUUCUCUCAUGGUAGGGGUCUGCUGUGCCCAAGACCACUUGCAAAUGUGCACCUACUGUUAUCUGCAUUCAAAUCCAGCCCUUCUUAAAGGUGUAGUCUCGUAAAAUUCAUUUCUCUUCCCUUUUUUAGCUCCGGAGCCUUUUUCCGCUGCAUUGUGUUUCUCCUGCAUUAUGCAUUUUCUUAAUUUUGAAAUGUUAAAGGUGUAAUGCUGUAGAGCAGCUCUCUAUCCUCGAUACUGUUCCACGCCUCUUUGAGACUCCCUAAGGAAGGAAAGUGGAUUUUAAAACCUUAGUUAAAAACCCUUUGAGCAAUACAAUUAGAAUGUGACAACUGUAGCUUUAUUAAUAAAUAAAAACAAUCCAAUUAUUUAGAUUUUA
Molecule: messenger RNA, 3833 nt
Organism: Acipenser ruthenus (sterlet)
Lineage: Eukaryota; Metazoa; Chordata; Actinopteri; Acipenseriformes; Acipenseridae
Product: proline-serine-threonine phosphatase-interacting protein 1-like
Exons: 15
Coding region: 1459-2736 (425 amino acids)
Biological process (GO): actin filament polymerization
Cellular component (GO): plasma membrane; cytoplasm; actin filament
Molecular function (GO): actin filament binding
Source: RefSeq, a predicted model, not a curated record